UGAGCCUUCAGCCAAGUGAAAUUUGAGGUAGCAAUACAUAGCGGUUUUCCAUAAUAAAUUAAGAGAAAAUGUAAUAUUAAACUUGUAAAAUAAUGAAAUUGCUUUUUUAAAAAAAUAAUAACAUUCAAUAUGUCCUUCGAGUGCAUUAAAAUUAAACAAGAGCCGAACACCGAGUCGCCAUCCUCGUCAAAUAAUAUUGUAAAUAAUUAUGAAAAUUCAGAACAAUGUUACAAAAAUAUUAAUAACGAACAAGAAAUAGUUCAAGAUUUAUCUAAGACCGAAUUUGUAAAUAUCAAGAUUGAACCGGAACUGGACAUAACUGAAACCCGAGUUACCUCAUUAACGAGAAAGGAUGUCGACACGAGUGAGUGGCACAGUGUACCAAUUAAAUACGAGCCCCCCAGUGUUAACGUGGAGGUCGCCAUCAAGCAGGAGCCGGAAGAGCCUGAACCUCCAGAGGAAGACAGUUGUAACUACAUUAUACCGGAUAUGUGUCCACCGAAAACGUCAAACAUAUUCAUAAGUGACGUGUCGGAGGAAGUGCUCAGUCUGAAUUCUACAAUCGACGGCAAAUACAUGUGCCCAAUAUGUCAUAAACGUUUCGCAAAUAAGGGGAACGUGCAAAGGCACAUGCUUUUGCAUACGCGCGAAAAACUAGAAUGCAAUGUAUGUUUCCGUCAGUUUGUGAAACAGGGCCACUAUCAGAAGCAUCUGCUAACCCAUUCAACGGAGAAGCGGUACAAGUGCGAAGAGUGCGGGAAAAUGUUCAGGACGUCGUCGAAUUUGGAACAGCACAAACGGAUCCACUUGGCCGUUAAGCCUUACGAAUGCGAGACCUGCUUGAGGCAGUUCGCAGUUAAAGCGAAUCUCGUGAAACAUUUGAAGAGUACUAGCCGAUGCAAGAUGCCGAACCACGAACCGAUCGUCUGCAAAGUCUGCAAUAAAGUUUUCCAAAAGGAGUUUUUGUUGAAGAGCCAUCUCCGCAGACACACGACGGAGCGGCCGUUCGUCUGCGACCGAUGCCAAAUGAGCUUCAAAUAUAAAUCGACGCUCAUCCGACACGUUCAGCUACACAAUGGCGUUAAACCGUAUUCCUGUAAGAUAUGCAGGAAGAAAUUCACACACGCCGGCCUGAUAAAGCCCCACAUGAGGAAACACACCGGAGAGAAGCCCUACACUUGUCCGGUCUGCAACAAAAACUUCGCACACAAACACAACAUGCAAAGACACACACUCAGACACACGAAAGUCAAACACUUGGUCUGCGACGUCUGCAACAAGACGUUCCCAAAGGAGAGUAGGCUCAAGUACCACAUGCGCACACACACCAAAGCGAAGCCCUUCGUGUGCGACGUUUGCGGGAAGAAGUUUUCACACCGACAGAACAUUAUAAGACACUACAGUCGCAAACAUCCGAACGACACAUACGACUGCACAGACACAGACGCCAGUGUCGCGAAGGACGUUUGGGAGAAAGUUAUUAAGUCUAAGAGUAUGGAAGUGAAGUUGGAGAUCACGGAAGUGAAGGAAGACUUGACGGAAGUCGGUGAUAGCGUGUUGGGCGUAGAGAAGUAGCUUGGGACUGUUGUGUUUAGCGGCUUUCAGUGAUUACCACUCGGUAAUAACAUUAGAAUUGCUUUAAAGUGUCCAUAUUGAUGGUCAUCGUCUUGCUACCGUUCGCAACACAAGUGGAAGCGGUUGCAAAUUUUUAUUGACGUUACUGAUCGUAUCAUGUUCAUGUAUUUUGAGGCAAUUCAAUCGUCUCUCUAGUUUUCGUUUGAACUUUUAUCAAAUCUGGCAAACUUUCAAUUUAGUUUUUCAAGUAGAAAUGAAUAGUGGGUACAUACAUUUUAACUGAAUAUUUUUGUUGGCUUAGCUCUGAUAAAUUUAUUUUCGUGCUCAUAAAUAAUGGAAUAAUCUUUAGGAAAAA
Messenger RNA from Vanessa tameamea, 1930 nucleotides. Its product is annotated as zinc finger protein OZF-like. NCBI's taxonomy places the organism in Eukaryota, Metazoa, Arthropoda, Insecta, Lepidoptera, Nymphalidae. Gene Ontology annotation, cellular component: nucleus. The transcript has 4 exons. The record is from RefSeq and is a predicted model, not a curated record. Gene Ontology annotation, biological process: regulation of transcription by RNA polymerase II. The coding region runs from base 130 to 1575 and encodes 481 amino acids. Gene Ontology annotation, molecular function: RNA polymerase II transcription regulatory region sequence-specific DNA binding; DNA-binding transcription factor activity, RNA polymerase II-specific.